Messenger RNA from Calypte anna (Anna's hummingbird), 1938 nucleotides. RefSeq names its product EvC ciliary complex subunit 1 (gene EVC). NCBI's taxonomy places the organism in Eukaryota, Metazoa, Chordata, Aves, Apodiformes, Trochilidae. The coding region runs from base 9 to 1895 and encodes 628 amino acids. The transcript has 13 exons. The record is from RefSeq and is a predicted model, not a curated record. Gene Ontology annotation, biological process: smoothened signaling pathway.
CAGAGAAGAUGAUUGCAGUCGAAAGCUUAUUAAGUGAAUCUCAAGAUUUGCAGGCAAUGGACAUUCAGGAAAGAUUAUUCAACUGGGAAUUUAUGGUGAAAGUGAUUGAUUCCCUGAAGACCUCUAUACCAGAGGCGUGCAAGUGCAGGUUAAAUGGUGUAGCAAAUAUUCUGGACCAUUUAACUGUAAAGAACAAUCUCUCAGUCCGACUGAAGGAAGAACUUCUUACAGAUCUGCACAAGGCUUUUUGGGAACACCUGGCACAUAUAAGUAAUGAAUGUACCCAGCAAAGUAAAGACCUGAUCAUGAAAUCCCUGGAGCAACGUGGAAAGAAGAGAGAAGAGUUAAAACAGAGACAGAAAGCUGAAGAAGGAAAUCUCCUCAGUAAAACUUUUCCUAUUGAAGAAGUUGAGGAUUUUCUUAAGGCUUACCAUGAGCUGUUAGAGAAGCAUCAGCAGGAACAGUGGGAACUGGAGGAGGAGGAUGACUACAGGAGCACAGAGGCUGUUGCAGAUCUCUACAAGGAGCUGUACUCCAAAGCUUCCCAUGCUUUAGCAGAGAUGGUGACUGAGCUGUUCCUGCAGACCCUGCCUGUUGUGACUGAACUCUCUGCAAGGGAAUGUGAACGUCUGAAAGGGGAAUGGGAGGAGAAUUUGGUGCCUCAACUGGAGAAAUGGGAAACUCGGUGCCAGAAACGCUGGGAGCUUUUCCAGGAGCAGCUAUUGCAAGAAAAACAACUGUGGAUAAAGGAAUAUGCUCUGACUGCUGCCAUGCAAAAGCACCUGUCUGAGAAACAAGAGAAGAUAAUUCAGGGUGUCAGGAGCAGACUGGGAUGUCUCAGUGAUGAGUCUCUUAAUUAUAUCUGGAGAAAAUCUCAACUCCUGCUGCCUGCAGUCCUCUCCAGGCUCAGCAUCCGGAGAGUGGGAAUGGGAGCCCUGACCUGCAUGAGGCUGACCAGAAAGAAAAGUUUGCUUCAGGAACUGAGAGAACAACAAAUCCUACAGAAGGGAUCAUCCCCCUGCCAAGAUGAGGAGCAGUGGCAAUUACAGAAGGCAGUGGAGUCCCAUAUCCUGGAAGAGGAGGAGAAGCUGGAGGAAGAAACACAGCAAACCCAUUUAGAAUUUCACCAGCAGCUAGGCACAGAAAUUCAAGAAGCUCUGCAGUUCCUUCAGCAGCACAUGGAGCAGGUGAUGGGGCAGACACUGCUGCAGCAUGCCCGAGGGGAGGCUGGAAAAAGGAGUUCAGAUGAUGGACAGGACUUCAAGGAGCACCUGGUGGAAGCUGCUGUAGAAAGUGUGUAUGGGACCAGCAAUAACAUCAAUAGACUGGUGCAAAACUACUACCAGAAAUUAGGCAAAAUCACAGAAGACUACGAAGGGAAAAAGCUUCAGCACUUGAAAUCCUCACAAGCAGAAAGAGGUGAAAGGAACAGACUUAGGAAGAAACAAGACAAUGAGCUGGGAUUGAAGGAAAAGCAGAACAAAGGCCUCCUCAGUGCAUCAUCCACAGUCCAGCAAAGGAUGGUGCUGCAGCAGCAGAAGGUUUUGGCUCAGUUUGAACUGCAGCAGCAAAUCCGUCUGGAGGCUCUGAAACAAAAGCUGCUGGGAUUAAAUCACCUGGAAACUGAGCUGGAGAAUCAGCUAAAGGAAGCUGAGCAGGACUUUGUGAGUGAGUUGGCAUCCCUGGCUCGAGUUCCAGUGCUGGUGAAGAAGAAGCCUUCAAAAAGGAGCAAAACAACAGGGGAAAAAAUUAACUUGCAAAUAAAGGCCUUUCAGUCACCAGAAUCAGAAGACAAACAGAAAUCCCAUGAAAAUGUUCAAGAGGCCCCUGAACUGACUUCUGGCUUGUGCAGGUACAGUAAAGGUUUAAAAAAGGGCACAUGGAAAACUAUUUAAAAAGCAGUAGAAAAUCUACUUGGUGAGCAGAUAUGUCAACCAA